Prorocentrum cordatum is the source of this 453-nucleotide messenger RNA. NCBI's taxonomy places the organism in Eukaryota, Dinophyceae, Prorocentrales, Prorocentraceae. The record is from the annotation of a GenBank genome assembly.
AUGAUUAGCGUCGACUCGCGUCGGAUCGCAAGAGCCAACAACAUGGCAUGGGAGGCCCCCGUGAGCUGCCGCAGCAUUCUUCCCGAGGAUGGCGGCGGCGAGACGGGCGUGCUCCUGGCGAGAUACCUCUUCACCGGCGGCUCGCCCGAGGAGCGGCGGCGCGUCGGGGCGGCGAUGCGGAAGCUGGAGCCGGAGGCGGCGCAGCGGUUCCUGAAGGUUGUCGGCUCGGCGGACCCAGACUACCUCCACAACACGGUGCUCGACUCGGAGGAGAGCGCCGAGAACGCCUCCGCGCCGCUCUCCCUGGGCCUGGGAGCCGCGACCGCCGCAGUAGGCGGCCUGGACCAGAGGUGGCUCCUCGCGGGCGCCGUGGCGCUGGCGCUGCUUCUGCUCGGCUGCUGCGCCAUGGUACUGUGCGGCUCCUCCAGGGCCGCGGCCAAGGACGGUAAGAAG